Molecule: messenger RNA, 474 nt
Organism: Guyanagaster necrorhizus
Lineage: Eukaryota; Fungi; Basidiomycota; Agaricomycetes; Agaricales; Physalacriaceae
Exons: 4
Coding region: 1-474 (157 amino acids)
Source: RefSeq, a predicted model, not a curated record
AUGUCUGCAUUCGGCGCCAAGAUCAACCGAGCCCUUAGCGGCGAGAGCGACAAGAACAGACCCAGAAACAGAGAAUCGUUCGCCAGCACACUCGUAGAGCCCCCUAGUGGCCCCACGACGGGUCGCAAGCCGCUGGCCUCAUUCGGCCGCGGCGGUCUAGGAAACAUCCGACCUCAACCCUCACCGCCCCUCCCACAUUCUCCUCCAGACGAAUCAGAGCCGCGAGGCAGAGAUCGCACCGUCAACCCUCACAUCCAACACCAAAAGCUCGUCUCCACCGGUCGUGGAGGUGCAGGGAAUUUCCGCACAGCGUCAAACUCACCGCACGACGACAUAAACAUAAUCAGGAAGCAGUCGAAAAGCAGCGACGGGGAAUCACGGUCAUCCGGCCGCGGGGGCUUGGGGAACAUUACUCGUAUUAGCGGAGCUCGUGAGCCCAGCAUGACCACCGCCAAAAUCUCUCCCCCCCGCUAA